AUGCCACAGACGGUGCCUCGAUCUGGGUGCAGCCCUCCAUCGGCGUCCCAGGGUGAGAGAGCAGUACCGACAUCUCCAGCCGACAUACAUCAUCUCCUGCGCCUUCUCGGCGCCGAAUCCCCUCCAGAACCCAUGCUGCACUCCCCCCCAACACAUAUCAAACCACCGCCACCGUAUCCAGAAGAUAACAAUUAUCUUGAACGUCUAUACGAUUUUGAAGGCUACCCUACCCCGUCUCCCUCAUCAGACGAAGGAUCAAUCCCAACAGUGGCGCUGCAACCUCCUUCCCCUUACAAUUCCCUUCAAUACUCCCCAAUCUUCAUCAAAGAGGAACCAAAUAGAUUAUCAAUUCCUGGGUUCGCGUCACCCUACCCGCUGUCACCGUCAGGUUCUUGCGUAUCAUACGGCAGUCAAAAUCAGUACUCAUCUCCUGUUCCGCAACACGAAGAAUACAUAGAAAUCGAGGAACUUCUAAAAGAGAAUCAAAUAUUACAAGAAAGUGUACAACAGAGUUAUAUAACACCUAAAAUAGAAGUUGAGGAACCAAGAGAUCAUAUUCUCCUGCGGUCGGCGCUCGAAGAUACGUCAUUCCAGAAGCGACUUAAUUUGAGACCGAUUCCAUUGGAAUUAGGAAGUGUCAAAAUGGAGGAAAGUAGUGGUGGCGCUGCAGAUGAAGCUUUGGUCGCACCUGAUAUAGAUCGUGUGCUUACAAUGGCUAUAGAACAGUCUAAGCGAGAUGUAGACAAUACUUGCACAGUACUGGGCAUAUCACCAGAUCCCAUGCAAUGGAGUAGUAGUGACGUCAAAUCGUGGAUAAUGUUCACAGUUCAACAUUUCAACUUGCCAAUGGUACCUGCGGAAUAUUUUGCCAUGGACGGCGCGGCGCUAAUCGCACUCACAGAAGAUGAAUUUAACCAAAGGGCACCUCAAGCGGGAAGCACACUAUAUGCUCAACUCGAGAUUUGGAAGGCGGCAAGACACGAGAGCUGGAGGGGCCAAUGGGUGGAGAACGAACAGCCUUCGCCUACACCAGCCCCCCCUAGCUUGACAUCACCUGAGGAUAUGAGUGAUGAUGAGGACUCAGAAUCGCCCGGUACCAGUGCAACUCAAGGUGGAGGCAAAGUGAAGACUGGCAGCACACAUAUACACCUCUGGCAGUUCCUUAAAGAGCUUCUGGCUUCACCCCACAUACACGGGUCCGCGAUACGGUGGUUAGACCGAAGUAACGGAGUAUUCAAAAUUGAAGAUUCAGUCCGUGUAGCCAGGUUGUGGGGCAAGAGAAAAAACAGACCUGCUAUGAACUACGACAAACUGUCCAGGAGUAUACGACAGUAUUACAAAAAAGGCAUCAUGAAGAAAACCGAGAGGAGUCAGAGGCUCGUUUACCAAUUUUGUCAUCCGUACUCCUUAUAGGCACAACGAAAUAACUUAGUAUAAGUUAUUUGUAAAUAUUUAUUGUAAAUAAGGACGUGUGAGAGCCGCGGUAAUGCGGACAAAAUGGCGACUGGUUGUCUUUUGCGACAUAAAGCAAAAUUCGACGCAGUUUUUGAGUUUGUCGAUGUUCUAACAGCAUCUCGAUGAGCAAGUUAGCGCUCGGAGAUGUGAUUAAAAUGUCGAUCAACGCUCCUCCAUACAAUUCGGGAAAGGUAAUUUUCUCUGGAAUUCUAUUGGAUGGAGAUAACGUACGAGCUAGUUUUAAGUUCUCUUUUACCGGCGAUUAGGCGACGAUCAUCGAUUGUUCGAUUAAUCAAUCUCUAUGAUUGAUAUUCGUUCGUCAGUCGAAAGCUGGUAAUUUUUAUCCCAUAUAUCUAUGAUAUAUUUCUAGUACGUUCUAUGAACUUAUAGGUAAGUAAGCGAUGUAAAUAAUUACGUUCGUUGUUUAAAAAAAAUAGAGCAUAAGCUCGUGUUAUCGUUUAAUAUUAUGAAGAGGUAAUUCUCAUUUAAUUUUAUAAUUAUUUAUAAAAGUUUUAUGAUAAUCGAGAUUAAUUGUUUUAUAUUAUAAUUUUAUAUUUUAAGCGACGUUUGACGUUUGCUUCGUUUUAAGAUGUAACUCGUUAGUUGUUAAUGAUUUUUAUUCGUGUAUGAACACGUGGGACACUUGCAAUGUAGGUGUAGUUAGCUAGAUUAAAGUCAAGACGGUUCAGUUUGAACUUUGGAAAAAAAAAUUGAAAAAUUUUGUGCCAAAUAGACAUUUAAUUCUCCGUAUUUAUUCGGGACAAAAUAAUAAUUUUAUCGGUAGCCCGAUGUAAAAUUGUAAAAACGUAAAUAAUAUAAAAUGGUGUUGGGUUAAUAGGGUUGUAGGUUAAGAUAAUAAAUUAAGAAUGCGACGCAGUUAGCGUACAUAUUAAUGUUAUUGGACCAAACUAAUGUAGAUUUUAUGAAUCAUGUUAUAUUACGUUGCAUCAAAAUAAAUGGCCAUUUAUAUAA
Messenger RNA from Melitaea cinxia (Glanville fritillary), 2427 nucleotides. It is a transcript of the gene Ets98B, whose product is annotated as DNA-binding protein D-ETS-4. The transcript has 5 exons. Gene Ontology annotation, cellular component: nucleus. NCBI's taxonomy places the organism in Eukaryota, Metazoa, Arthropoda, Insecta, Lepidoptera, Nymphalidae. Gene Ontology annotation, molecular function: DNA-binding transcription factor activity, RNA polymerase II-specific; sequence-specific DNA binding. The record is from RefSeq and is a predicted model, not a curated record. The coding region runs from base 1 to 1413 and encodes 470 amino acids. Gene Ontology annotation, biological process: regulation of transcription by RNA polymerase II; cell differentiation.